This is a messenger RNA of Penicillium lagena, 237 nucleotides long. RefSeq lists its product as uncharacterized. Bases 1 to 237 code for a protein of 78 amino acids. Gene Ontology annotation, biological process: kinetochore assembly; mitotic cell cycle; chromosome segregation. NCBI's taxonomy places the organism in Eukaryota, Fungi, Ascomycota, Eurotiomycetes, Eurotiales, Aspergillaceae. The transcript has 4 exons. The record is from RefSeq and is a predicted model, not a curated record. Gene Ontology annotation, molecular function: protein heterodimerization activity. Gene Ontology annotation, cellular component: kinetochore; nucleoplasm.
AUGGCAGUCACUCAGAAAUUGUAUCCUCGGGGCACCGUCAAGCGCAUCGUCAAGGCUCACUCCAACCGCAACGUGAGCAAGAAUGCAGAUAUCCUGAUCUUUCUCGACUACAUGCUGUUCAUGCAAGAACUGAUGCGCGAAGCCUCGAUUCGGUCGCGAAAGACCGGGGAGAAGAACAUCUCGGCCAACUCGGUGCGCAAGGUUACAGAGAAAACCCUCCGCAAGUUCCAAGGGUGA